AUAAAAGAGGCUCUGAAGUGUCUUUAAUCUCUUGAAACGGGAGAGAAGCGGAGAAUCGUGGUAAGAUCGACUUUUCAUUUUCAAUUGUCUGGAGAAGAUCAAUAUUAAGAAAGCGGGAGUUGGAUAAAACUUUCACAACCAUCGAGGUUAUCUGGUUCCAUGUUUGUAUUGCAUUUGGCUGCUCCAUACCCAGUCAAUAAACACUUCUAAAAAUGACUUCCAUGCAAAUUUGAGAUAGCUGAGAUAAUUUCUUAUCACAUUAUGCACGUUUUGAAACUUACAUGCUAACGCCUUUGUUGUUGUUGUAUAGAGCAAAUUACCAAACAUGGCCAAUUAUAAUCGUCGCAUUCCCGCUCUUCCAUCGAUUCUCUUGGCAGAAGGUGAUACUCACUAUACCUCAUCGAAGCGGACUUAUUAUACGUACGAGCGGGGAUCAAUCAUUGGCCAAAACACACCCUGGCCAGUAGAAACCUCUCCAGUUCUUGUCAAGAGGACGGUUCCUGAUUCUCCAACCUUUCGUGGCACAGCUUCCUCUCCUCACAAUGUCAGCAAUUUACCUGGCCCGGUGUCAGCCCUACGGGCACAUGCCAAUAAUUCACCUAUUCCAACCUUGUCCCCUCGCACUCGUCUGGAGAGCCAACCCAGGGGCCCAACUUCAUCCUCACGUACACGGGUAAACAACACAAAAGGUGCCCCUUCACCAAACCGAGCUGGUCCACCUUUGCGUUCUCAUUAUACGGCACAAACCACAGCUUCUGCCGCACGUAGGAUCAUCCCAACUCCGCCAGGCUCAAAUCUAUCCUCGCUUCGACGCAUCGAUAAUGCAAAAGACACUGUCUAUCAAAAACGUCAUUUUCCACCCGACUUAACAGCUCAGGAUAUAGAGUUCCUAGAGUCUUCAGAGCCUUCUGCUAAAAAGUCUUCAGCUCCCGCUUCCUCGAAACGUAGCCAAUUCGGUAAUUUGUCAUAUUCAGCUUCAUCUCCAAACAUAAACAAGUUGUCGGUCUCGAAUGAAAAUACCCCCCCGGUUCCGUUUGCUCCAAGAAGUGAGCUGCAUGAAAGAGUUUUGCACGGCCGUCGUGGAUCUGCGAACGCUAACAAUUGCUAUCCUCAUCCAUUAUAUAGCAACCCUACCGUUGCUAGCUCGUCCUUGACAGCGUCUGCUUCCAGUACUGACAUCAGCCAACCGCGUUCUCGAAGCCAAAGAAAAGCUGAGCGCGAAUCCUCAAGGAUUCCAAGUCCCACGUUAGAAUCAGGACCCAAGUUCAGACCCGCCAGCCGUCGUCAUCUACACUCCCCCAUGAGACGUGCUAUAGAGAAAGGGGAGGAAAGUCGGGCACGCAGAAAAUAUAUUUCACCAGUUGAGGCACUGCCACAAAUUCAUACAGGUAGAACAUCUCCUCCAGGACCUAAUCACAUCGCUUUUAAAGUGCCAGAAAUUACUCCAGAACCAAAAGUAGGAUCUGCUUCUUUUCCCAAGUCAAAGACAUUUGGCGUCUUCUCUACACUCAAGAACUCAUCUUCUAUUCAGUGGCUCAAUAGCAAUCGGUCAACUUCGAAUCCAAUUCGUGCUGCCGAACCCACUAUUUCAACAACAAAAUACUCUCCUAUCCCAGAAUUUACUACGAAUACUCUCCAAGUUCAUACCGCCCAACCUUCUGCUUAUUGGUGCGGUAGAUUUCAAGCUGUCUCCGACAGAUACCAGAGUGAUGAUUUUCAUGUUUGUGUUAUGAAUCCUCUUCCCGCCCCACGAGACAGCGAUAUCAAACGGGAAAAGCCAUCGGCUCACUAUAAGCGCGGUGGUAAGGGCCUCCUAGGGACUAGUUCUCCAUCUAAGUCUGAUUCACCUGCCCCACUCCUAGACAAGUCCUUCAAGAAGACCCAAGCAAAAUCAUACAAGACUGUUCUCACCUUUUCAACUCCAGCACUUUUUCUUGAAGAUUUUGACAAAAGAGCUCAGAAAGUCAUGAUAUUUCUUGCAUCAUUGUGCUGUACAAGCCCAGCCAAGAAAAGCCUUCGGGAAUGGCAAAUUCAAUAUGCCACUGCAUUGAAGAAUAAAGCUUUGAUGCCUAAAAAUGAUCCUGAUGAUAAGGGAUUCUUUGGAAGAAUGGGAAGGGUCAUUAGUGAUGGUGUCAGUGGAAACAAAAGUCUCACGAAUGGACGAGGAACUGGAAUGGGAAAGCGAAGUGCUUUCGGUCUCAGGAGAGGUGGUAGAAGUGUUGGGGAGGAUCACUGAUUAUUCUAUCUAAUUUAUGGAUCGAAGAUUGGAUGUAGUAAGAGCAAGGAUUGACAUAUUGGAGUAUUAACAUACUUACUAUUUCGGCUGCGGGGGUGGUGGAAGGUACUUGCAUAUUGAUGGAACGAACGAUAUUGGACUUACCAAUACGAAUAGAUAUAGGAGGAAUUCAAUGCGUAAGGUUUUCCGACUGGGUGCAAUGGUUAUGAGAGAUGCAAUACAAUACACUAAGAUACGAUGCAACGGAAUGAGAUACGACAAUACGAUUUUAUGACAACCUUAUGACACGCUACGAAAUGGCUCAACACAGAUACAAUAAGAUGAGGCGAGAAAAUGGACACCAAGGCAUUGUGUAUAUAGUAGCUACAGUUGAUUAUUCCGAUAUCCGAGAGAGGAGAACGGGAAGAUCA
Molecule: messenger RNA, 2646 nt
Organism: Sclerotinia trifoliorum
Lineage: Eukaryota; Fungi; Ascomycota; Leotiomycetes; Helotiales; Sclerotiniaceae
Source: the annotation of a GenBank genome assembly